CAUUGGAUAAUGCGUCGCAUCUUGAGGAGACACUAUGCUAGGGAUGAUGAAGUCAUCAUAGAAAUGGAUCAUGCUAGAGGAACUACCAGGGAAGACAUAUAUGAUGCAUGUAUGAGGGUGGAAUCUGAACCUGAGGAAGAUUUGGACACCAUACCUACUAGGCAGUCUAAGAUCAAGAGGAAAUUCGUUGACUACUAUGAGACUGACGAAGAGGACGAAGUUAGUGAUGAAGACUUUGUACCUCAACAAUAUAAGGAAGAUAAGGACAAGGAUGGCAGUGUAGUGCCAUAGGUUAUAAACUUAUAGAUAUUUUUUUUUUUAUAUAUAUAUAGAGGUAUAUAAGGUUUUGUUAAAAGAAUAAGGUUGGGUAUAUGCCAACAACAAAGGUGUUUUAUAGGAUUAGCAUUUUAGGAAAUAUAUAUAUUAACUAGUGUGUUAUUUUAUUUCACAUUUUCUUUUCCCUUCUAUGGAAGAAUAAAUUUAGUUUGUUUAGUUCAAGGAGUAAAAAUUUAUUUUGGACACGUAAUGGGGAAUAUUUUUUUUAUUUAUUUUCAUUAUGUGAUUUCAAAUUUUCUUGCCUAAAUUCAUGUGACUAUGAAUUUACUUACGUGAACAACUGUAUGAAUAUUAGUGAACAUUCCAUGUUGAAACUUAGUGAAAUUGUAUGUGAUGCGAUCUUUAGUGAUCAAAUCAAGUAUUGUCUUGCUUAGAUGUCUAUACUAGUUUUCUGGAGCCUGAGUAGAGUUAUAUUACUUUCAGGUCCCGAAGUAGAAUGGCUAACAACACUGAACUAGCUGACGCUAUUCGCCUCUUGGCGGAGAAACUGAACCAGGACAAGGUUGAACGUCCAGAGACUGCUGGGGAAAUGUUUGAAAGACUGUCCAAAGUGAAACCACCUUACUUUAAGGGACAAGCUGACCCUACUUUCCUAGAAAACUGGAUUAGGGAAUUUGAAAAGUUGUUUGAGGUAGUGAAUUGCCCUGCUGACAUGAGAGUAGGACAAGCUGUUUUAUACCUGAAAGAUGAGGCUGACUUGUGGUGGAGAGAAAAUGGGGCUAGAUUGAGUGCUGCUGAGGGAUUCAAUUGGGAAGCCUUUGUGAUUGUGCUGAGAGGAAAGUUUUACCCUGCCUUCUUGAGGAAGCAGAAAGCCCAAGAGUUCAUCAACCUUAGAAUGGGUAGUAUGACCAUUUCUGAAUACUAUAGUAAGUUCAUAGCCUUGUCUAGGUUUGCACCUGAGGUUGUAGCUACUGAGGAGCUUAAGGCUCAGAGGUUCGAACAGGGGUUGACUGAUGAGAUCCAGCUGGGAUUAGGGGGUGAGACCUUUACAUCCUUAGAUGUAGUGUAUGGGAGAGCUUCUCAUAUUUAUGGGUUGCAAUCGAGAAGAGAUAAGAAGGCUGGAAUAGUUGGUGAGAAGAGAAAGGAGGUUAGUACUGGAGGAAACCAAAAUAACUUUAAGAAAAACCGGAAUGGGAAUGGGAACUUUCAAGGAAGGAACAACCAGGAUAAUCGUAGUCAGGGUAGACCUGAGAGGGUUCACAUUUGUAAGUUCUGUGACAAAAACCAUCCUGGGAAAGACUGUAAAGGAGAGCUAGUGACCUGUCAUUACUGCCAGAAGAAGGGUCACAGAGAGUAUGAGUGCUACGCUAAGCACGGAAAAGGUUUGAGAAUUCAGGGAAACGGUAAUCAGGCUAGACCAGGGCGUGCAAGAUGUGAGUAA
This is a messenger RNA of Beta vulgaris subsp. vulgaris (sugar beet), 1717 nucleotides long. RefSeq lists its product as uncharacterized. Bases 773 to 1717 code for a protein of 314 amino acids. The record is from RefSeq and is a predicted model, not a curated record. Lineage: Eukaryota; Viridiplantae; Streptophyta; Magnoliopsida; Caryophyllales; Amaranthaceae. The transcript is spliced from 2 exons.